AUGGAUAGAAGGUCUGCUAGAAUAAAAGCAGAGUUGCAAAGAUAUGGUUGGAGAGUUUCAAAGAAUUUUAAAUAUAGGAAGGGAAGACCCAUAAAAGUCUAUGACAAAUUGUCUGGUCUGACCUAUGAAAUGGACUUGGAAACAGCACGCGCAAAUUAUCCAAACAGACUAGAGAGAUUAGAAGAAGAGCGUCUUAUGAACUUGCCUUUCGAUGUUAGUGAGCCGCAGGUUGAAGGACACGACGGCUUUGCCAGGUUCUACUGGAAACAUAACGAACAGUUGCAUCCUUUGAGAAGGAAAAAAGGAAAAGGUGAAGACAAACAUGCUCCCAUGGAAAGAACAAGAUAUGCAUAUGAGAAGUACCGUGAAGUUAGAAGUCAAAUUACAUCUGGUCGAACCUUUACAGUAAACUUUGACGAAGGAAAGAACAAAGAAGGCUUCAUGGGAGUACUUGCUGCCAUUCAAGAUGGAAAUAAGAAAGGAUACAAUCUCAGACUAACUAUAACAGAUUUGGACGGUCAUAUAUACUAUGCACAUGGCAAUGUCACAACAGCCGCACAACUUCUUGACGCUUUCAAGACUACAAAGAGAGAACAAAUGGUUGACUCCGACUCAGACAUUUUGAAUGCAAUUGAAGGAAUUGUAAGUGUAAAGUUCGAACGAUACCAACCUAACCCUCAAGCAGUCAGACAACAUGUUUGUUAG
Trichomonas vaginalis G3 is the source of this 705-nucleotide messenger RNA. RefSeq lists its product as uncharacterized. The transcript has a single exon. NCBI's taxonomy places the organism in Eukaryota, Parabasalia, Trichomonadida, Trichomonadidae. Bases 1 to 705 code for a protein of 234 amino acids. The record is from RefSeq and is a predicted model, not a curated record.